AUUGUCGCAGAAACCCAGGUGAAGCCACAACACAAGACACUGCUGAAAUGCGGUGAUCUAAUGAUAAGUGAUCUUAAUAGGAAGCCAGGACUAGUUAGCCCUCUGCCUCUGCUUCCCCUCAGAGCUCCUUGGUUCUUGCUGCUUGGGUGAAUAAUGCUGUCCUGGCUGAUAUGAAUUCAUCACUGACUGGGAGCUGAGACAGGAAAAAGAUGCUGUUCAAGGAAAGGACAUCUGGAGUGGCUCCAAAGUGAGGAACUAGGGCAGAAUUGGCUGGAGGCAUUGGCCUGGCCCAGGGAUCUGCCUAGCCUUGGAGUUCUGACUGGCUGCCUGGGACACUGUGUGUGUCCCCUACAGCAUCAUGCUGCAGCAGAUCCUGCAAGACAUGUACAUCGACCCAGAGCUGCUGGCUGAGCUCAGUGAUGUGCAAAAGCACAUCCUCUUCUAUAAGAUGCGAGAGGAGCAGCUUCGGCGUUGGAGGGAACGGGAGGCAUGGGAUGCCCUGGCUCAGGCAGAGGGCCUGAGGCCGGCAAAGGUCAAGAGAGCGAGCAACAAGCAUAUCCAGUGGCUUCUGGGAACAGAUGGUGAGGUCUGGGUGUGGGUCAUGGGCGAAGGCCCUGGAGACAAGCCCUACGAAGAAAUAUCUGAAGAACUGAUUGCAGAGAGGGCCCGGCUGCAAGCACAGAAAGAGGCUGAAGAGCUCUGGAGACAGAAGGAAGCAGAGAUCACCAAGAAGUUCCGGGAUGCCUUGGCCAAUGAGAAAGCUCGGAUUCUGGCAGAGAAGUGGAAAGUGGAGAUGGAGGACCGCAAGGCUGCUAAAAUCCUGGAGGAACGUAUACACGAGGAAUUCAAGAGGAAAGAGGAAGAAGAGAGGCGGCGAGGGGAAGAACAGAUUCGACUCCAAGAGGAGCAGAGGGCAAAGGAACUCUAUUGGACCCUGAAGCAGGCCCAGCUACACUGCCAAGCCAGUGAGAAUGAGGAGCGUGAAUGGGAAGAACAGCUGCGGAGAUCCAAGGCGGCUGAUGAAGAGAGGAGUCGUCGUGCUCAACGAGCCCGGGAUGAAUACCGGCGCCACUCACUCCGCGCCAUCCAGAAGGGCACUGUUGCUGGCCUAAGCACCAUGUUCCAAGAACUUGGCCAGAACCAUGAGCAGGAGGCAAGACUCUAUCACCAACUUCCUGAUACCAGUCCACCAUCACCCCUCACAGGACCUGACAGGACCUGGGAGCGACCUCUACGUCCACUCUCCAGAGAAGUCAUUGUGCGAUGGUUCAAGGAGGAACAGCUGCCUCGCCGAGCAGGCUUUGAGAGGAACACCAAAUCCAUCGCCCCCUGGUUUCAUGGAAUUAUUAGCCGAGAGAGUGCAGAAGACCUUUUGGAGAAUAUGACUGAGGGAGCAUUUCUGGUCCGGGUCAGUGAGAAGAUCUGGGGUUAUACCCUGUCCUACCGUCUGCAGAGAGGCUUCAAACACUUCCUUGUGGAUGCUUCUGGAGACUUCUACAGCUUUCUGGGAGUGGACCCUAAUCGCCAUGCCACCCUAACAGAUCUCAUUGAUUUCCACAAGGAGGAAAUCAUCACUGUUUCAGGGGGAGAGUUGCUACAGGAACCCUGCGGACAGAGGGAUAGCCCACCAGAUUAUCACCUGUUGUUUGAAUGAUUUUUCCCCCUCCUCUUUGGACUCCUUUGAGUAUCCUGAUUUUGAACUGAGCUUAAGAAUAUCCCAACUCAAAACCUCAUGACAUUCUGGAAGAUUCACCAUUCUUCAGAUGAACAAUUAUAUUAGUAAGCCUCCAGAAUGUGACCUGUGAAAUGUGACUGCAUUUGUGAGACUUCCCAUUCCAAAGUUCAAGACAGAAACCUUGAAUAAUGAUGCUCCUGGAGGCCUGUCUGUCAUGGCUGUGCUAAGCUGAAUUCCUAGAGUGAAUGGGUCAUGUUUUAGUAACCCAAAGCAAUUCCAGUGCCGAACGUUUCACUUAUUGUAGGGCCAGCACUCAAUAAGAAUUUGUUGAGUGAAUGCUCUCCUAAAAAAACUCCCAACACUGAUGGUUUCUAGCAAAUUAUUUUGUAUAUCACUUCAUAAAGUCACAGAGAUAGCAGAAGCAGGCUUGUGACUAACUUACAUGGAAGACACACCUGUUUUAUCUUUCCUAGUGUUCCCGAACUUUUUGAUAUUUUCAUGGGCAUUGCCCAAGGUUGCUAUGUUUGACUUUCAGUACGGGAGAUUGGUGUUGUGCUGGCUGCUUCGUUUGACUGCUUCUACCUUCUCUUCUGUCUCGUCUUACAUGUGGCUCUGGUUUUGCAAAUUGAGGUAAUGAUGUCAUGUGAAUGUGCAGAAUAUCUGGAAUGGAUUAUAAACCCAAGGAUCGUGUUUAGAUACUUGAUGAGGCAGGUCUUUGCUCUCUAGAAUGUUCUCUGUGUGCUCUCUACUUACAGGCUUAGCUAUGUUUCAAUUUUAAUUCUUCCACCUCCUUAAUUUAAACAUGUUCUUCUUAAUUAAUGAGAAUAACCUCCCUGUAACUCAGUAACCCUCAAGGGUGGAGUCUAUCUUAGGGUUUUAUUGCUGCAGAGACACCAUGAACACAGCAACUCCUAAAGUGAAAUAUUUCAUUGGGACUGGCUUAUAGCUUCAGAGGUUCAGUCAGUUGUCAUUAUGAUGGGAAGCAUGGCAGCUUGCAAGCAGACAUGGUUCAGGAGAAGGAGAUAAGAGUUCUUUCUAUAUCUUGAUCUGAAGGCAACUGGGAGAGAGACUGCCUUCUAAGCAGCUAGGUGGAUCUGAAUGCCUACCCCUCCAGGUAGGCACUUCCUUCCAACAAGACCAUACCUCCUAAUAAUGGGCCAAGCAUAUUCAAACCACCACAGUAUCUAAUGCAAGCAUAAUCAUGUUGUUUCCUUAAGGAGAUGACAGAUGUUGCAGCAAAAUUGCAGGUUCUGAAAUCUGGAAGGCUUCAGUUCCAGUCCAUACUCUGACACUUGGUGACAUUAUAAUCCUUGCAGAACUGGGUUAUAUAUAAAAGGAUAUAUGGACUCUGGAAACACAAGAAAACUGUUUUAUCUGCCUUGAGAGUUGUGUAGUAAGAAGAAUCAGGUAUCUUUAUUCUCCACUCAACCUCUUGGCUCUUCUGUUUCCUAUAUCCUUGGCCACUUGUGACAUCAUCCACCAUCAUGGCUAUUGUUACAGCCAGUUUUAUGUGGACGACUCUGUUUCCUUCAUUGAUCAUAUUCUUCUGCCUCAUGUGUACAUAUGACAAUGGGACUUUGCCACACAUGAUUCUUUGGGAUCAGUUAUUUUUAUCUUUUAAACUGACUUUUCUUUAUUUUUGAGAAUUUCAUACAUCUAUACAAUGAAAAUUGAUAUUUACUGUUCCCCUUCCCUAUUUUAUUCCCCAGAUCUACCCCAGUAUACUCUCAACAUCAUGUAUUCAUAAAAAGUAACUCAUAGGUACAAGUAAUUUUACCAUAUGAGCAUGAGUGUGAUCUUUCUCUGAGCACUAUAAAAAUCUUACUAGGGGCCACAUCUCCAAAGGAGAGUGACUCUGUUCUUCUCAGAAGAUACCAAUUGCCAAUAGCUCUUCAGUAAGUGGUAGGACCACAAAACAUUUUUAUAGUUAGUUUCUUCUGUUAGAGUCCUAAUAAGACUUACAUGCAGCAUCUGGUAUGCCCUCAAGUCUCUGGUAACACCCUCCUCUACUUGACCCCGAACUAGUUUUAUAAAUUAGAGUUCUGUAAGAUGACCUGUGUUCUGGACUUGCCUUAUUGUUUCCUGUUGUUAUUUCUGUAUUGUCUCUAUUUCAUAUUUCCUGGCUUGAUUGAGAUUGAAUUUGAGGGCAAGAAAAUGUUCUUAGGACAUCAUAUCACCAGGAUCCUUGUCACCUAUUGCCUCAAAUUUUCUAGACUUGUCAGUGGGCUCAGAAUAUCUCAACCUGAGUACCCCAGUUGUCCUUCUUGACCCUUCUCUUUUGUUUUUGCUUUUUGAGAUAGAGUCUUGUUGCAGGAAAUAUUAAAAAGAACGGCCUUGUUCCUGCCCUUGUACCAGCAACUCACUACCCCAGCGGCCUGGCCGGCCAUGCACUGGUAGACAAUGGCUGACCUGUUUUUAUCUCUCGGAGACUCUGACUCAGUGCUCUCUGCCCAGCUUGCUAAGUUUCCAUUGGUGCGUUGUUGCUAUGCCAACCCUGUGUUUCAAAUCCCCUAUGGCCUUUGUGGUGCACCUCAGGCAAAUCCACACUUUGCCACUGUACCUUUCUCUCUUGAACCCAGAUGAGCCACCAGGUGAAGGAAAACACAACACAAACUUAGUUCAGAAACUCAAGCAUUGUGUGCUGCAACUAAAAUCCUAACCUUGUAAACCUUAUUAAGUCUAAAUCCUCUGGUGGUGAAACCUGACAGAUCCGCCUUCGAAACCAGGAGACAUUUGCAGCUACAACUUGUCCUCAUGCUAUCCCCAUCCAAAAGGCCCUAACUCUCCUUCUUCCUCGCUUCCUCCGUGCAACCCAGAAGUCCCACCUACUCACUCAGUGAUUGGCUCCUUUAUUAAUUAGGGGACUGGUUCACAAGAAGUCACCUGGGUAUGGGACUCACUCUUAGUCUGCAGCCCCUCCCAGGAGAGUAGACUUAGCAUGCACCAGGCCCAUCCACAACAGGGUCUCAUAAUGCAGGGUAACCUUAAAUUUACUACAUUGAACUUUGAUCUUCCUGUCUCUACUUCCUAUGUCCUGGGAUAUAUGUGAGUAUCACUAUGCUUGGCUUCCCUUUUGUUCCCCCUGCCCCCCUUUCAGCAAAAAAUGUUACCCUAUAUUUCUCCCCUGUUGCUACAGUGAACCCUAGGUCAAUGGGACGCUCAUGUUGGUCAAUAACUUCUUCCUUCAUCCUCCUGGAUGAAUGACAGCUCUUGAUGUGGCCUCUUAGAAGACAGUCAUGCCAGAUGGCAUAGCCAGAUCUACCAACACCUCUGUUGCCACUCAUUCUCUGUCUUUUCCCUCUCUGGAAAGUUCUUCUGGGAUGCUACUCUGGAGCUUAGUGGCUAUCUUAGUUAGUCUUUACCUCUUGGGAACUCAAAGUAAGUGCCUUCUAUACACAUAUGUAUUCUGACCUUUUGUAACUUGAGUCAGGGUCUUCCCACGUAGCUCAGGCUGUCUUGGAAAUCAUUAGCUUAAGUUUGGUUCUCAAUUCAUGAUCUUCAUGUGUUAGUUUCCUGAAUGCUAGGAUGACAGGUAUGUGUCAUCACAACUGGCCCCAAUACAUUAGAUAAUAACGGUAUCAGUUAUGUAUCAGUUCUGUAGCUUUCCCCGUCAGCCAGCAUCACUGCAUGAGUGAGAUGAUGUGAUGAUGGAGGGAUUCUGCUUUCUGAGCUUUAUGAACACUCAAGCCAUAGCCAAAUUCUGUUCUACACCAGUUCUACCAGGUCUUAGAAGACCUACUCUUGUUCUGAUUUUGCUCUGUGUCAGCCAUGUGAAUUUGUUCAGGCCACUCAAUCUCACUAAACCUCUGUAUAACUGGGGAUAGGAAUUCUUUUUGUUUUUAAUGUGGUCAUCAUUAGCUUCUUCUGGCUGAUCAAUUGAGUGACAAAUAGGGAAUCUCUGUCCAAAUGAAAGACCUUGCUAUCCAUAGCUGCACAGUGGCAGCUUCUUGCCAAGCAGUGCUGUGUCAAGCGAUUCCACAAGAUGAUUUCCCACACACUGGAAGAAAGUUCCAAACAACCUCUUUGAAAGGAGUCCAAGAUGGGUUGAAAAAACUGACUUCCUGGAAGGUUGUUCCUGCUGCCUGCUAAUUAAUAUGUGAGAGAUAACAGCUGAGUUUUCCAUCCCUAACUCAUUUAUUUCAUUUUAUUUGGGGCCUGCACUUUUUGUACGUCUCAUAUAUUUUGGGUUUUACCUGGCUUUCAAAUAAAUUCCUUGUAAGUUGUCCUGCAAAUGAAAUUACUGUCUGGAAAACUGCAAUUUCAUCUUGAGAGUUUUAUUAUGCUAAUAAAUGUCAGAAUUCUCAAA
Mus pahari (shrew mouse) is the source of this 5981-nucleotide messenger RNA. It is a transcript of the gene Sh2d4b, whose product is annotated as SH2 domain containing 4B. Bases 359 to 1654 code for a protein of 431 amino acids. The record is from RefSeq and is a predicted model, not a curated record. NCBI's taxonomy places the organism in Eukaryota, Metazoa, Chordata, Mammalia, Rodentia, Muridae. Gene Ontology annotation, cellular component: cytoplasm. The transcript has 8 exons.